AUGAAUGUUAUUAUUAAUCAUUAUAAUGGUUAUAUUAACAAUGAUGUUAUUGAUGAAAUACUUAUUUUAUCAUCAAAAUUAUUAUAUUCACAAAAUAUUGAAUCAAUAAUUAUUGAUUUGAAUAAAUUAAAUGGUUUGUUAAGAAGAAUUAUAGAAAUGAUGAUGAAUGUUUGUAAAUCAAUAAAUUGGUAUGAACAAGUAAAAUUAAGAAUUAUACAAAAAGAAAUGUUUGCAUCAGAAUUGAUGGUUCUAAAAGAAAUAGAAUAUGAAAAAAGAAUUGAAAUAUUUAAGAACUAUAUUCACAUUGAUAUUAAAAUUCAUGAUUCAAACAUUAAAAAUGAUGUUAUUACUACUAUUAGGAAAUUAACAAUAAUUUUAUUUCUUCUUAUUCAUACAAAAUCUACAAAAUAA
Molecule: messenger RNA, 411 nt
Organism: Entamoeba dispar SAW760
Lineage: Eukaryota; Evosea; Mastigamoebida; Endamoebidae
Exons: 1
Coding region: 1-411 (136 amino acids)
Source: RefSeq, a predicted model, not a curated record